UUCGCUUCCACAGUGGUCCGGAAGUAUGCCAGUUGGAUAUAUUCCUGAACAAGAAGCACUAAAACUGGAAGCUGGUUGUUUCUCUGAGGCACUAAAAAGUGAUCAGGGCUUGGAAGAUGACUAGCUGCGUUGACCUUCAUUCUCAGCUGGUGACCGUCAUGGAUGUCUUAGCCAAAGCGGCUGUGACAGACAUAUGUAAGCUUGUGGACGAUGGCUACGCGGUUUUACGCUUGGAAAUCUCUCGACGCCAGAAGGAGAACCAAACUCUAAAGAAGAGGCUGCAAAUCCUGGAGCUGAUGAUCGAGCGAGGCUAUGCAAAUCCAGAGGAUGAUCAAUUUCCAGAUGCUGCAAGAUCCAUUGACAGUCAGCCUGACAUCAGUCCCUGGAGAGACGGAGACCCAGCAGCUGUGGAUAAGUUUGUAGAGGAGACGGGACAGUUGGAACUGCAGUUCAUUAAAGAGGAGAGACUGGAUGGUGACCUCCAGGAUGAAGACCUCCAGGAUGAAGACCUCCAGGAAGCAGUGGAAAAGGGAGUUGUGAUGCUGGUUCCCACUGAUGGUGGGAAGUCUCCCAGUGCUUCGGAAGACAGAGCUGGCCUCUCUGGGUACCAGAGGAUGAAGCAGAAUGUUUGGGACAGCAAUGGAGCCGACUCUGUCCCCAAGGCAGAACCAGCAAAUGAGACCAUGACCCAGAGAGCCCAAUUCUCAGCAUCAGAAUGCAGUGCAGUGCCACUGAACGGCCUCCCUUACGAGUAUGUAACGUACGGGGGAACUAGCCAAGCGAAGACAUUCUAUGAUCAGUUGAACGUUGAAGCAGACAGGGAGGAGGACCCAAAGAGCCUUGUAAGGUGCUCAGAGCGGCGGCCUUUUCCUGUCACAAAGCUUUCUGGUAGCGUUUUUCCACCGUUACAGUCAAGUAACGUGAAACUUGCCAGUGUAGCAAUGAGCUCAGUGUCAAUUGACAUGGAAACUGAGGUAUGUCCAGCGUGGACUAAGGAGCCCGUUUCGGAAACUGCAUAUGUGCAACAGAGACAGUAUAAGGAGCACAAAGGCGACGCGGAAUCAGAGUUGGAAAAUGUCAACGGCAACCAGAUGAACCGGAGAGAGUCCGUGGCAGAGCCGCGAUCCUUCAACGUCAUCGACGUAAGGGAUGCAUUCAAUGGUAACGAAGGCAUCAGUCUUCCGAAAAUCCCUAAAACCAGUCGCACGAUUAGCACGAAAGAGAAAAGCUUCAUCUGUACGUACUGUGGUAAAUGCUUCAGUUGCCCCAAUCGUCUGAAAACGCAUCGGAGAAUCCACACUGGAGAGAAACCGUUCAGUUGUAACCAGUGCGGAAAGCGCUUUUCAGACUCGAGCAACGUCAAGAGGCAUCAGAAUACCCACACCGGCAAGAAGCCCUUCAUCUGCACGCUGUGUGGGCGUGGCUUCAGCCAGUCAGGCUGCCUUAUCACGCACCAGAGAGUCCACACGGGCGAGAAACCCUUCAGCUGCAUGCAAUGCGGCAAGCGCUUUUCCGACUCCAGCAACCUUAAGAGACACCAGAACACUCACGUUGUGAAGAAAGCGUGCAGCUGCCUGCAUUAGUGAGAAUUUUAUUUGCGCACAUGGACACUGGGGAGAGUAGGGGGUGGGGUUUGGGAGGGGGCGGAGUUUAUGUAGCUUUUGAAUGACAAGUAGCAGCAGGUUAAUGUUGCUCAUCACUGUUACAAGUUUACCACAGAAUGUUACUGCUAAUAGUACAUAAACAUUUUAACUUGUUGUCCAUUUAAAUGUUACAAUGUGUUAUAGUUUGCAUUACUGUAUUCCACAGUACAGUAAUUUUUUUAUAUACAUUAUUCAGUGCGUUUGCAGUGUUUUUAAUGAUUUGCAAGGGCUAGCGGGCAGCUCCCUGCUAUACAAUCAUACAGGAGUUCCCCCCCGUAUCAGCAGAUGGUACGUUCCAAGACCUUCCACAGACCCAGUUUGCUCAAGGGCCCACAGAUGUGACUAUUCUGCUUAAGCCAGGCUCAAUCCAGUGACCUUCCCAUCACUGGCACAGAGGCUUAGCCCGCUGAGCCACACUGGAGACAAAGACAGAAUAUCUGGAAAUAUACUGGAAUGUGUCCUUGGCUGUAGUAUUUAGGUGCCGUUGAGUCUGUGUUGUCCCAUAGCAACCCGGUGUACAACAGAACGAAAGCUGUCCAAUUCUGAGCUCCUCCACCAUUUCCUCCUUGUUUGAACCCAAAGUUGUACAGAGCCUUCCUCUCAUCUGCUUUCCUUGUACUUUACCGAACAUGAUGUCCAUUUUCAGAGAUUGCUCUCUCCUGACAACGUGUCCAAAGAAUGUGGGCCGCAGUUUGCCAUCCUCGCCUCUAACGAGCAUUCUGGUUGAACUUCCUCCAACGCAGAUCUGUUUGCUCUUUUGGCGGUCCAUGGUAUAUUCAGCAUUCUUCGCCAAUACCUUAACUUGAAAGCGUCCUUGGCUGUAGAAGCCAAGAACCUUUGUGGAGGACACCAGACAGGUUUGAGACACUAAGACAAACACACACACACUCACAGAUCCAAAGUGAGCACAUCUUCUCAUUUUCUUUUGUUUCAUAUUUCUACAGUUCUAUUAUACAUUAAAGAUAAUUUCCAUGGAA
This is a messenger RNA of Paramormyrops kingsleyae, 2620 nucleotides long. RefSeq lists its product as uncharacterized. Gene Ontology annotation, biological process: regulation of gene expression. The record is from RefSeq and is a predicted model, not a curated record. NCBI's taxonomy places the organism in Eukaryota, Metazoa, Chordata, Actinopteri, Osteoglossiformes, Mormyridae. Gene Ontology annotation, cellular component: nucleus.